This is a messenger RNA of Ceraceosorus guamensis, 1135 nucleotides long. RefSeq lists its product as hypothetical. The transcript has 2 exons. The coding region runs from base 332 to 667 and encodes 111 amino acids. Lineage: Eukaryota; Fungi; Basidiomycota; Exobasidiomycetes; Ceraceosorales; Ceraceosoraceae. The record is from RefSeq and is a predicted model, not a curated record.
ACGGCACCCCGCUGCAGCCAAGCAGCUCUCUUUCAUCUCAGCUCCUGCCAUCGUCACGUCCUGCUCGCUCGCUAUCAACAUAUAAUCAGAGCCCCCGAGCGUCGUGGUUGUGGGCCCACUCGUGACUGACAAAUUCAUCCCUACCAUCCCUCACCCUCUCAAUCACGCCUCCACACUCUUCGUUCACACCUCACUCAGCUAUCUCGUCGAUCUACGCUGGGAGCUCUGCGACUUGCGUCACGUCGAUCGCAAUCGGCCUUUUCCACAAGCCACACACUCGACGCUCAACGGUCAAGCUCUUCACCUCGCUUCAGCACCACCUUCGUCCAUCAUGAAGCUUCUGCGUGCUCUCGCUAUCACCAGCAUGCUGGCUGUUGCCUGCGUUGCAGCUGCUCCUAGUCUCGUCGAGCGCUCGCCCGAGCCACAGGGAAAUCGGGCACCAAGCAGAAUUCAAUGGCGAAGUGAAGAGGCUGUAGAGGUCGAGAAACGCGAGGCGUUCAGCGGUCGCCCAAUCUCCUGGAAGCGUGGUCCCAAUCCCGAGGCAGACCCCCGUCGCCCUCCAAACUGGAAGCGCGAAGCCAAUCCCGCUCCUGAAGCUGAGGCACGUCGUCCUCCAAACUGGAAACGCGAGCGCAAGCUUGGCCCCGUUCGCCUGCCUGCUUGGUAGAGCAUAUCGUGCCUCGAUUCAUCAACCAGCUCAAGAUGGCAGCCUGCAUGAACACAACCCAUGGCUCCCAACCUUCUUAGAUCACCUCAACUCGAGCGAUUCUCCACACUAGUCUGUCAAUGCUCAAGUCAAUGUGACUUGGCCAUCUCGGACACAUCGCCAACUUUCAUUCGGUCACCGUUGAAUCCACAAACUUUUCACAUCGUCAUCUCGUCGUCACCUUCCAGGCUCAACCGUCACAAGCAGCGCACCCCUCUUUGACUGACAGCAGGCUGUCUAUCGGAUGCACGCCUUCCGACGCACGCCUCUGAAGUCACGCCAAAUGAUCCAUCAACCUCUUCCCUUCGCCCCCAAAUUGAUCGCAUUCACCAUCGAAUUCGCGACCUCAGCUGUACAUGGUCUUCAAUCAAGCCCAGAUUCCGCCAGCGCAAGCCCUCCCUUGCGCCAUCAUCAAGACAAUCAGCAGCG